GCAAACCCAAGUGACUGGGAUGCAGUUGCCAUUACCGCAUCGAUAUUGUCGCAGGGGACAGGCGGUCUCACCUGUGAAUCAAUCGAACAUCUUAUCGAGCCAGAUCUCCACUCUCGCAAUCGCAACUCGAGGUAACUCAAGGUGAGUACCUGUAUACUUCGGUAUACGACUCCGAUGGACUGCAGAAGAUUCAUCCAUUUUAAUAUUUCGUUUUUUUCCGCCAAAUAACCUUCGCGAAGUUUAAACGAUGUAUGUUAUUGUAAUCAUAAAACGAAAUGGAGAAUUUUCAACAGAGAAAAUGAACCAAUUUAUCCGAGACAAAAUUCCCAAGGUCAGUCUUCGAUUCGGCGCGUGAUCUUUGUUACGCUUGUUAGGCGUGGUCUUCGGCCGGUGAAAGGAUGCGGGUCGAGUGACAUAACUGUGCCUCAUCUGCAGCAGCAUCUGCAUCGUGGUGAUCGGGAGAAUGUAACACACUGACCGGCUUUAUUACGUACGCGUCUGCUGUAGGAUUCACGGAUCCAACGACUACUCGAGUGAACGUGAAAGGAUCGUCUACCCAAUUAUAGCAGCAGAUUCGGCUACUUUGCGCAGAAUUAUUAAUACCUACUGUGAUUCUCGCGAUGACAACAACGAUUGCUUUCGAACUUUUCAUCAUCUUUGGCUACGUCAGAAAAGCAUUGCGGCUCUGGACGAGUUGGACUUUCUCUGCUUUCAACAUGAUUCUUCACGACUUUGCAACCCUAUUAUCGAAACAAGUCUUCAGAAAGAUGUCGGUCCCUUCCGACGAACCCCUGCGAUGAUCUGGAAACGGUUCGAUGGAAAACUCUGGAACCGUAGAUAUGUUCUCUGUACUGGAACCGACGAGAUUUUUCAUUCAAUCAAUGGAUCUCGCGACAGUUAUUCUGUGCAUAGACCGGCCAAAAGUAGUACAGUCCGGUCCAAUUGAGAAGAAUUUUCAUUUUCCUAGAGCAGUUGAUGGCACCAGAGGAAGUCAAAACGAAGUCCACGACAGCAAUGAUUCUUCAAAUGAUAACCAAGGCUCCGGUCGGAUGAAGUCAGAAUUUUCACGCAUCGGGUAUAACGUACCCGGAGAGCCAGGAGUCGACUACCCAGCCUACACACGUGUGCCUAAAACCGGGUUCUCUUGUCAAGGCCGAACGCACGGCUAUUAUGCUGACGUGGAGACUGGCUGUCAGGCUUUCCAUAUAUGCCACAGCGUUGUGAUCUCCUCUUUCAUCUGUCCAAUCGGAUCGAUUUUUUCACAAAAUCUGCUCACCUGUGAGUGGUGGAAUAAAGUGAACUGCAAGGCGACCGACUACUCGCAUCAAAGAAUACACGAUAUCGAUCAUGAAACGGCCCGAAAUGCACACGCGACGAUACACCAAGCAGAACGAGACGCAGCUAGACGAGGGAAAGCUAUACACGUUGAGAGACAAGCUGAAUCGAUAGCCAAGUUCGAUAGUGAUGAACAUAGAGCAAUUGCAAAUAGUAAUGCUGGGUUCAAGCCAAAUAUCGUUGAUGUCGCUUUGAUAUCGAAAAACUUUGCGCUACCGCAACUAAGCGGGGGUUCAGGAUUCAAAUUCGGCGAUACUGAUUCGUCCAUCGUUCGCAUCAAACAAAAUUACAACAGUGAUUCUCUGGUCGAUUAUCCUAUCUCACAGUCAGGCACGUUUGUUGGCGAUUUUCAGAACUCUGAUCCGCAGAAUGACAGAGUUUCCGAGAAUAAUUUCCAACCAUCGUAUGCGCCGACCGUUCCUACCGUCACGACCACGACGAGGAGAAUGUACUCACCCACUGUACCAACUAUGCACAAGCGUUCUACGGAAUCCUACGAGAAAUAUGUUCCGAAUAUCGAAGGAGCCAUUCAUCCGUACGCUCACAAAAGUGGUCUUGACCCCUUGACUACGAAGGAUAGUGCCAGCUACGCAGACGGCGACCAACAAUUGCUGACUUCCAGAUUUUCAAAUAUAAAUCCGCUAGAUUUUGACUCCGAUAUUGCAGAUAGAGUAGAACUGUUCAGGGAACGGCCAUCAAGCUCCCCAUCGAAUGAGAAGAACGGUGAAGCUGUAUCAAAACCGGAAAGUGCUACGUCAAACAGUGAAAAAAUGGGGCAAAGUAAUACAGUGAGAAAUGAAGAGAAUAAUGAGCCUGACAUUUCUCAAGACAGAAUACCACCCUUAAUUAUCCAAAUUCCAAGGCCUGCAGGCUCGUCUGGACCACCUUCCAUUAAUAUUGCUGAUCAAAUAUUUACCUUCGAUUCACUGACGACGAUGCGACCUUUGAUAUCUCAACCGUCUAAACCUGUGGGAGGUAUCGACGGAGAACAGACGCCAGAAACACCCACCAGUACAUCACUUUUGAUUCCACAAAUUGCGCAAUCUGCAGAACCAACACGUACACAAAUUUCAGGGGGAGUCGACGCCGGAGGAAUUGUUGGGUUACCACCCAGAAUACCGUCUUCGGUACCUCAAAUUCCGCAAUCUGGAGUAACAGAUGCAACUGAUCGAAUGGAAACUUCUCAAUCCCCUUUUGAGAUUCCACCGUUGAUUCCUCAAAAUUCUCAACCCGAAAUUAUUUUGGAAACUCAAAAUUCAGCUACGGCUGACGAUGGAAGUUCAUUCGACGUACCACCAAGAAUUCCGCCCUUGAUACCCCAGAUUACACUGAACGUUCAAACAGAAACUUCUAAAUCGACUGACGACGAAAGUUCACUUGAUUUGCCAUUCAGAAUCCCACCUCUGAUACCCCAGAUUACACAAUCCGAACAAACAGAAACUUCUGGAUCGACUGGCGACGAAAGUUCACUUGAUUUGCCAUUCAGAAUCCCACCCUUGAUACCCCAGAUUACACAAUCCGGACAAACAGAAACUUCUGGAUCGACUGGCGACGACAGUUCAUUUGAUUUGCCAUCCAGAAUUCCGCCCUUGAUACCCCAGAUUACACAAUCCGGACAAACAGAAACUUCUGGAUCGACUGGCGACGAAAGUUCACUUGAUUUGCCAUCCAGAAUUCCGCCCUUGAUACCCCAGAUUACACAAUCUGGACAAACAGAAACUUCUGGAUCGACUGGCGACGAAAGUUCACUUGAUUUGCCAUCCAGAAUUCCGCCCUUGAUACCCCAGAUUACACAAUCCGAACAAACAGAAACUUCUGGAUCGACUGGCGACAAAAGUUCAUUUGAUUUACCAUCCAUGUUCCCAUCCAGAAUCCCACCUCUGAUACCCCAGAUUACACAAUCCGAACAAACAGAAAAUUCUGAAUCGACUGGCGACGAAAGUUCACUUGAUUUGCCAUCCAGAAUUCCGCCCUUGAUACCCCAGAUUACACAAUCCGAACAAACAGAAACUUCUGGAUCGACUGGCGACGAAAGUUCACUUGAUUUGCCAUCCAGAAUUCCGCCCUUGAUACCCCAGAUUACACAAUCCGAACAAACAGAAACUUCUGGAUCGACUGGCGACGAAAGUUCACUUGAUUUGCCAUCCAGAAUUCCGCCCUUGAUACCCCAGAUUACACAAUCCGAACGAACAGAAACUUCUGGAUCGACUGGCGACAAAAGUUCAUUUGAUUUGCCAUCCAGAAUUCCACCCUUGAUACCCCAGAUUACACAAUCCGGACAAACAGAAACUUCUGGAUCGACUGGCGACAAAAGUUCAUUUGAUUUGCCAUCCAGAAUUCCACCCUUGAUACCCCAGAUUACACAAUCCGGACAAACAGAAACUUCUGGAUCGACUGGCGACGAAAGUUCAUUCGAUUUGCCAUCCAGAAUUCCGCCCUUGAUACCCCAGAUUACACAAUCCGGACACACAGAAACUUCUGGAUCGACUGGCGACGACAGUUCAUUUGAUUUGCCAUCCAGAAUUCCGCCCUUGAUACCCCAGAUUACACAAUCCGAACAAACAGAAACUUCUGGAUCGACUGGCGACGAAAGUUCACUUGAUUUGCCAUCCAGAAUUCCGCCCUUGAUACCCCAGAUUACACAAUCCGAACGAACAGAAACUUCUGGAUCGACUGGCGACGAAAGUUCACUUGAUUUGCCAUCCAGAAUUCCGCCCUUGAUACCCCAGAUUACACAAUCCGGACAAACAGAAACUUCUGGAUCGACUGGCGACGAAAGUUCACUUGAUUUGCCAUCCAGAAUUCCGCCCUUGAUACCCCAGAUUACACAAUCUGGACAAACAGAAACUUCUGGAUCGACUGGCGACGAAAGUUCACUUGAUUUGCCAUCCAGAAUUCCGCCCUUGAUACCCCAGAUUACACAAUCCGAACAAACAGAAACUUCUGGAUCGACUGGCGACAAAAGUUCAUUUGAUUUACCAUCCAUGUUCCCAUCCAGAAUCCCACCUCUGAUACCCCAGAUUACACAAUCCGAACAAACAGAAAAUUCUGAAUCGACUGGCGACGAAAGUUCACUUGAUUUGCCAUCCAGAAUUCCGCCCUUGAUACCCCAGAUUACACAAUCCGAACAAACAGAAACUUCUGGAUCGACUGGCGACGAAAGUUCACUUGAUUUGCCAUCCAGAAUUCCGCCCUUGAUACCCCAGAUUACACAAUCCGAACAAACAGAAACUUCUGGAUCGACUGGCGACGAAAGUUCACUUGAUUUGCCAUCCAGAAUUCCGCCCUUGAUACCCCAGAUUACACAAUCCGAACGAACAGAAACUUCUGGAUCGACUGGCGACAAAAGUUCAUUUGAUUUGCCAUCCAGAAUUCCACCCUUGAUACCCCAGAUUACACAAUCCGGACAAACAGAAACUUCUGGAUCGACUGGCGACAAAAGUUCAUUUGAUUUGCCAUCCAGAAUUCCACCCUUGAUACCCCAGAUUACACAAUCCGGACAAACAGAAACUUCUGGAUCGACUGGCGACGAAAGUUCAUUCGAUUUGCCAUCCAGAAUUCCGCCCUUGAUACCCCAGAUUACACAAUCCGGACACACAGAAACUUCUGGAUCGACUGGCGACGACAGUUCAUUUGAUUUGCCAUCCAGAAUUCCGCCCUUGAUACCCCAGAUUACACAAUCCGAACAAACAGAAACUUCUGGAUCGACUGGCGACGAAAGUUCACUUGAUUUGCCAUCCAGAAUUCCGCCCUUGAUACCCCAGAUUACACAAUCCGAACGAACAGAAACUUCUGGAUCGACUGGCGACAAAAGUUCAUUUGAUUUGCCAUCCAGAAUUCCACCCUUGAUACCCCAGAUUACACAAUCCGGACAAACAGAAACUUCUGGAUCGACUGGCGACGAAAGUUCAUUCGAUUUGCCAUCCAGAAUUCCGCCCUUGAUACCCCAGAUUACACAAUCCGGACACACAGAAACUUCUGGAUCGACUGGCGACGACAGUUCAUUUGAUUUGCCAUCCAGAAUUCCGCCCUUGAUACCCCAGAUUACACAAUCCGAACAAACAGAAACUUCUGGAUCGACUGGCGACGAAAGUUCAUUCGAUUUGCCAUCCAGAAUUCCGCCCUUGAUACCCCAGAUUACACAAUCCGGACACACAGAAACUUCUGGAUCGACUGGCGACGACAGUUCAUUUGAUUUGCCAUCCAGAAUUCCGCCCUUGAUACCCCAGAUUACACAAUCCGAACAAACAGAAACUUCUGGAUCGACUGGCGACAAAAGUUCAUUUGAUUUACCAUCCAUGUUCCCAUCCAGAAUCCCACCUCUGAUACCCCAGAUUACACAAUCCGAACAAACAGAAAAUUCUGAAUCGACUGGCGACGAAAGUUCACUUGAUUUGCCUUCCAGAAUUCCGCCCUUGAUACCCCAGAUUACACAAUCCGAACAAACAGAAACUUCUGGAUCGACUGGCGACGAAAGUUCACUUGAUUUGCCAUCCAGAAUUCCGCCCUUGAUACCCCAGAUUACACAAUCCGAACAAACAGAAACUUCUGGAUCGACUGGCGACGAAAGUUCAUUUGAUUUGCCAUCCAGAAUUCCACCCUUGAUACCCCAGAUUACACAAUCCGAACAAACAGAAACUUCUGGAUCGACUGGCGACGAAAGUUCACUUGAUUUGCCAUCCAGAAUUCCGCCCUUGAUACCCCAGAUUACACAAUCCGAACAAACAGAAACUUCUGGAUCGACUGGCGACAAAAGUUCAUUUGAUUUACCAUCCAUGUUCCCAUCCAGAAUCCCACCUCUGAUACCCCAGAUUACACAAUCCGAACAAACAGAAACUUCUGGAUCGACUGGCGACGAAAGUUCACUUGAUUUGCCAUCCAGAAUUCCGCCCUUGAUACCCCAGAUUACACAAUCCGGACAAACAGAAACUUCUGGAUCGACUGGCGACGAAAGUUCACUUGAUUUGCCAUCCAGAAUUCCGCCCUUGAUACCCCAGAUUACACAAUCCGAACAAACAGAUACUUCUGGAUCGACUGGCGACGACAGUUCACUUGAUUUGCCAUCCAGAAUCCCACCGUUGAUAACUCAAACGCAAGAUGUACCCAUGGCACAGUUUGAGCAACCAUCAGCUGUAUCCAAUCGCACAGAAACUACAUCUACUGAGACUCCGUUGCAGAUCUCUCAGCCAGGAGGAUUAUCAGGGACUCAAACUUCCGGUACGGACGGUGAUAAAAUUUCAUAUGGUUCAACUGCUAGGACUCCACUCUUCGUACCUGAGACUUCACAAUUUGAUCGGCCAUUAGUCGUAACCAAUCGUGAUCAAUUUUUUCCCCAAUACACUCGGGCUCCGCCAUCAGUUCCUCAAGGUUCUGAGUCAGGAUUACCUGUCGUAACUGAAACAAUGGCUGACUCAGGGGAUGACUUAUCUGCCUCGAAUAAUCGUAAGGAAACUUCUCAGUCACCGCAAAGGACAAACCAGACGAAACCAAAGACUACUGUUUUCAACUUAACAUCCUCGAGUACCGAAAGCAGCACUCUGCCAACAUCAGGACACCCCAACAUGUUUCUUUCAAAUGUUCAUCCGCACGUUGUGCAGAAUGGCUAUGACCAGGAGUCUCCUUGUUCAACGGUACAAGACGAUGGACCAACGUUGAGCCAAGACCACCCGGGUAUUUCUUUAAUGUUACUUCCGCCAGAGAAGGAGAUCCCAAAAGAGGAAGGAGUAUCGGUUAAAGGAAGCUUCUCUGGAACGGGAAGUCAGUACGGGGAUGAUCUACAAUCUCCGAUGGGAGAAGUCUAUGCUUAUGCAACCGCGGCUCCCUAUCCAGAUUCUUUCACCGUAUCUCGCGGAUACCUUCCGGUAUCCACAAAACCAUUAAUUUCUACGACGAAUAAAAGGAUUUACAAUCAGAAAAGUGCAAGUGCAGACGACCCAUCUCAGUUUCAAAACCAAGAUGCACGACGUUCGGAUGGAAAAUACCAAAAAAAUGUUUCCGUUGAUCCUCUCAAGAGAUUAAUUUCAUCAGCAGGAAGUGUUCGUGCAACGAAGCAUAAGAUUUACGGAUCAAUUCGACCAAACGGUAUUCCGUCUGAUCCCCCGAUUGAUUUGAGUGAAAUCCAAACUUCGAUUGCUGGCAAAGAUGAUUCUACACCAUACCAAUUUUCUGUCACGGUUAACGGUGACGAGAACUUCACUCCUUCAGAGGAUUUCAUCGGCAAACUUCUUGCACAACAAGAGAACGAUCACGCGGUAUUAGAUUUCGGGGAUCUUGGAGACUACGAAAUAAUAAAAUCUGAACAUCCUGACGAGUAUUCUGAGGAUCUUCCAGCCGAACCUUCGUUUGAUCUCGAUAACUUUUUCAGAAAUCGACAAAAUGAACAGAUAUUCAACUUUCAAUCUCAGAAUUUGAGCCCCAAUGAACCGAAUGCCCGGAAUAGCGAUCGGGGUCGAAUAGGAGUGGAGGCGGUGCACUCUGGUGAUCAUCCACGCCCCUUCUCUUUUGCCAAUGACCAAAACGUGGGUUCGCAAACAAGAUUGGCGUCAUUUGAUGAAUUCCCCGUGGCAAACCCGCUCUAUUUUCCGAGUAAUGCACAAAGUGAUCGCUCGGUAGACGAUGGGCAUCUUCUGAAAGUGGGGACCUAUGCCGAGGACAUAAACAGCUCGUUACGAUCACUCUCCGAUCUAGCGCACAGCGUAUUCGAAACUCGAUCAGUUGCAAUUAGUAGGGCACAGAUUUUAGACGAGUUGAAGAAGCACUUUGGUCAGCCUUUGUAUUACGGUGGUCCUGGGGAUGAUCUCUCGCCACGCCUGGCUGGAGGCAACAUCGAGAAUAAAGUUGAACCAAAGUUCGCCAAUUUAGAACAAUAUGGAGUUCGAAAUGCUUCUCCGGUCGAACAACAGGAGGUCACGACCACUUCUACGCCUCCGAAAACAUCUACGACUACUUCCAAGGCUGCCGAAACGCAGGUGGAAACUGAAAUUUUACCAUCAUUGAGUUUUUCCCUCGACUCAGACGAUGAGCGUAGAGCAUAUGCAGAAGCUGUUCUUCGAGGAUUCCUGGCGGAUCAACCUUCUGCAAGUCCCAGAAGCAAGGAGACUCCACUUUAUCAAAGGUCGAGCGGAAAUUAAAAGUCGAGUAGCCAUGAUAAUUUUUGUUAUUGUAUUAUGAUAUCGAGCGAUGAUUGUACAUAUUGUGUAAGCGUAUUGUAAUAAGUUUUCUCAUUCAUACAUAAACCCUAUGCUUUUCCAUGUC
This is a messenger RNA of Athalia rosae (coleseed sawfly), 8589 nucleotides long. RefSeq names its product serine-rich adhesin for platelets-like. The coding region runs from base 816 to 8465 and encodes 2549 amino acids. The transcript has 5 exons. Lineage: Eukaryota; Metazoa; Arthropoda; Insecta; Hymenoptera; Athaliidae. Gene Ontology annotation, molecular function: chitin binding. The record is from RefSeq and is a predicted model, not a curated record. Gene Ontology annotation, cellular component: extracellular region.